Molecule: messenger RNA, 2518 nt
Organism: Drosophila virilis
Lineage: Eukaryota; Metazoa; Arthropoda; Insecta; Diptera; Drosophilidae
Gene: dpr18
Product: defective proboscis extension response 18
Biological process (GO): synapse organization
Cellular component (GO): neuron projection membrane
Source: RefSeq, a predicted model, not a curated record
GUUCAUUACUGUUUUCAAGGAUAAGCGAUGCCCACGUGCUGGCCCCGCACUGGCAAAAACAUCAAAAUUCAAUUGUCGUCUUUGUCGCCUCUUGUGGUCGUCUCGCUGUCAAGUACUCAGUAAGAACUCAAACAAACUGCUGCCGGAAUGCCACUUCGAGCAGCGUAAAUGGGCAAGACACAGAAAAUAAAAAUAACAAUAAAAAUAAAAAGAAAAAUAAAAAUACAAAUAAAGAGUAAAGAAAACCGUUCAAAACAAAAAAAUAAUUAAGCACAGAGAAACUAGUUGAAAUAUUCACCAAAAACCAAAACAGUUAAUGAGCAAAUACCGUUACGCGCGUUAAAAGUACAAGUAAUUUUUUUUUUUGUAAUUUUUUUUAAUGUUCUUGAUGUUGUUGUUGUUUUUUGUUUUUUCUUUUUGCCAAAUGCAAACAAGUGCCAGUGUUGUGAUGUGCCGCAAAUGCCGAAAAGGAUAAACACAAAUAUACAAGAAAAAAACAAAAAACAAACUUGCCGCAACUCGCAUCUAAUCGCAUUAGCCGAUUUUGGGAAUACAAAUUAUUAAAAACCAUUCAAACCGGUUGAUCUAACAAAAAAUCUAGAAAAGAACUUUCCAUGUAGACCGGCAAGCUUGAGAUGCACGGCCUAUGCUGUCUAUAGCGCCUGGAUGCGUUGAGGGCAGCUACGUUUUAGGAAUAAAAUGAAGGUUUCUGAUUUCAAGAGGCCCGUUUAUCAAAGUCACGUCAUCCCGUGCAAAGGAUGAGGCGUUUAAAAGUUAAUAACACAUCAUUAGCAUCAGCAACAGUCGCGGCCCACCAGCUCCCACGGACGACCCAGUUACAGAACAGACCCAGCAUAAGCCUGAGCCCAAGCCUGAGACUUGUUCGGCUGCUCGCCGUUCUCACUGUGAUUGGAUUUCAGUUUCGUUGUGUCCUGUGCACAGCAGCUACCAGUGCAUCGAUAUCAACGAGCCUGAGCACACAGAGCAACAGCACAGAAAAUAAUUUCUAUUUUGAUGAGCAGAAUACCACUACCAAAUCGCAAUCAAUCCUUGCUGCGGACUCGACAGCCGCAAUAGCCGACGUCUCACCGAUGCCAGCCGAGGCGCUACCGACCCUACCAACAGCCAGAGCACAAGUUGGACUUACAACGCUAACAACUGUCCGGCUGAUGGGAAGCGAGACCUCUAUGAGAACUGCAGUUGACAGCGAUGGGAUCGGGAAUGGGACAACGGUUAGGAACCAUAAUGCUGUAGAUCUUGGGUCCACGGGCGUGGCGACGGCAGCGGCGGCAACGACCAAGAGCAUCAGAAGCACCAUUAAGCAACCCAACCUGGAUGCCACACGCUCCAGGAACCACUGGACCGUUGGCGGCUCCGCUGAUGCGGAACGUUCGCGCACAUUUCGCAGCAAGUAUCAUCAUGAGAACCACUACGGUCCGUUCUUCGAGGAGCCAUCGAAUCUAGUUGAUCCCGGCAAGACUCUCGUCUCUGCAGUGCAUCUAUUUACGGAAGCUGUGCUCAACUGUCGCGUCGGCAUGCUCAAGGAUAAGACGGUAAUGUGGGUGAGGCGAACAACUGAGAAGGUGUCACUGCUAACCGUUGGAAAUGUCACAUAUAGCGGGGAUCCACGCAUACGAGUCAAGUUUCAGUAUCCGAACAAUUGGCGCCUGAUGAUAAACCCAACGCAAAGGGAAGAUGCUGGCAUCUAUAUGUGCCAGGUUUCAACGCAUCCUCCGCGUGUCUUCACCACAAACCUGACCAUAUUGGAGCCGCCGUUAAGGAUAAUCGAUGAGCAUGAACGCGAUGUGGGCGACAGAUAUUACAAGUCCGGCAGCACUGUGGAUCUGCAGUGUCAAAUAUCUCGGAAUUUCUUCCAAAAGGAGCGCCACAGCAUACUCAAAUCGACGGGCUCGAGCGGCUCAGCCAACAAACCGAAUGAGACGGGCAGCGACAUAAAUCUGAUCGCCGAUGCGAAUCAAACAUAUAGCACAUUCUCGAGCCAGGAGCUGGAGAAAUACUUUACUAACUUCAUUACCUGGGCCAAGGACGAGGAACCGCUGCCAGCACCGACCAAUAGACGUUCCAGCGUAUCCGAUAAAUGGCUCAACAGUCGCAUUUCCAUACCAGAAGCCAAGCUCUCAGAUAGCGGCAACUAUUCCUGUUCCCUUGGUAGACUAUUCACUGUAAUUGUGCAAGUUCAAGUACUCACGGGAGAAUUACCCGCCGCAGUCCAACACAAUUUGGCACACAGAUCCGACAGCUGCUUCUCACUCACCUGGAGUCUCGUCCUCAUUCUCAUUUGUUUUUAUGCUCUCGCGAGCCAUUCUUCGCACCUUCACAAUAUCACUGAUGAACGAUGAAUGAUGAAUGAUGAAUGAUGAAUGAUGAGUUGGAAUGAUGAGUUGGCAUUUGUGCUCAGCAUCGAAUCAUUUACUAUAUAGACAUAACAUACAGAUACGAUUUAAAUACCAAAACAAAAGAGAAUUACUUAAAUAGAGCAUCUCCAAUUAUUUCCAUA